Messenger RNA from Megalops cyprinoides (Indo-Pacific tarpon), 2772 nucleotides. RefSeq names its product C1GALT1-specific chaperone 1 (gene c1galt1c1). The transcript is spliced from 2 exons. The record is from RefSeq and is a predicted model, not a curated record. Bases 94 to 1047 code for a protein of 317 amino acids. NCBI's taxonomy places the organism in Eukaryota, Metazoa, Chordata, Actinopteri, Elopiformes, Megalopidae. Gene Ontology annotation, molecular function: N-acetylgalactosaminide beta-1,3-galactosyltransferase activity.
GUAAGGACGGGGAUCCGAUUAAGUGAGCUCCGAAGUCUCUCCCUCUACCUUAAAGAUACGUGAACUGUGAGGAAGACGUUUGCACUGCUGAAAAUGAUGUCAGAGGGCAGUUCCUUCAUGAAGGGGAUGGUGCUAGGCGGCCUCUUCUGCCUGGUGGUGUCCCUUAUAGGAAGCUACACCCUUGGGAUUCAGUCCAACAUGGAGCUCCACCUCCACCAUCACCUCAAGGCCCCCAGCAAAGAGGAGCUUCAGCAGCUGUCAGAGGCCCAGAAGCUGGAGCUGAGUCAGAGGGUGCGGGUGUACUGUGUCAUCAUGGUCCAGCCCAAGAUCCUUCAGUAUUGGGUUGCUGCCAAAGACACCUGGAGCAAACACUGUGACACCGCGGUUUUCUACACCUCGGAGUCCGCCAAGGUCCUAGAGGCAGUGAACCUGGAGGAGAGCGACGAGUGGGUCAGGCUGCGAAAGGCCCUGAGCCACGCCCACGAAAACUCUGGCGAGCUGCAGUGGUUCCUCGUCGUGCGACCGACCACGUUUGCCAUUGUCGAGAACCUCAAAUACCUGGUGGUGGACAAGGACCCCAGCCAGCCUUUCUACAUCGGCCACGCGCUGAAGUCCGGGGAGCUGGAGUACGUGGAGUACCAGAGCGGCAUCGUGCUCAGCCGCGAGGCCCUCCGGAGGCUGGUCGAGGUUUUCAAGGACGAGGACCGAUGCCCAGAGCAAGGGCGCAGCCUCUGGAAGCUGAGCGAGGAGAAGCAGCUGGCGGUGUGUUUGAAGUACACAGGCGUCUAUGCUGAGAAUGGGGAGGACUCGCAAGGCAAGGGGCUGUUCAACAGCAAGACUGUCAGCACCCUCAUCUCUGACAGCAUGACCCGCAACCUGCCGGACGUGGUGGAGGGCUGCUGCUCUGACAUGGCCAUCACGUUCAGCGGCAUGACUCCCAACCAGAUGCACGUCAUGAUGUAUGGGGUUUACAGGCUGCGCCCGUUCGGGCACACAUUCCACGACUCGUUAAUAUUCCUCCCCCCGGAGGGAUCGGACAAUGACUGAUGGCACCAUUCAGCACCAGGGUGCAAAACUGCUGCUAUUGAGCCAGACUGUUGAUCGUUUAGUCUUAGUUUGUAUACUUGAUUGUUUUAACAUCCCCCUUACACGGACACAGACACAGAGGAGUGUCUUUUCAAUCUUGAGUUAUUUAUGCCAGUUGCAGCAAAGGGAAACCGAAUGUGUGUGUGUGUGUGUGUGUAAUGCCGGAAGAAUGAUACAAAAUGUUAAAAAUAGGAACCACUUGGUACUGUUAUGAAGGAAAGUAUCUAUCAACUUGCACUUUCUUUUCCAUUUAUAUUUCUUAUAAUGUUGCCCAUAAUUUGUUUGUUUCCACUGUAUCAAUUGUUCUUCAUCACUACUUCAUAAGGUACCAGUGGACAGUAAGGUUGACAAGGCACAAAAAGGUAAAUCAUUAGUUUAUGUGAAUGGCUUUAUAUCUGUGGAGUUUGAGUUCUGAUUCUGCAGAGUGGUUUACACAUGAAUUAAUAACCAUUAAUAGAUUAUUAUGAAGAAAGGAAGUCUGUAACAAUGGUUUGGUGGGGUCAGACUAAAGUUUAUCAGAUAAGGACAGUACAGCAAAGUUUUUUUUUUAUUAAUUCACUUACAGCUCCUAUUUAAAAAAAACACAUGAAAGGAAAAUCUGUGCAGUUCCAGAGUGAACUGAUGACACCUCAUGCACCACAGUAAAUUGUUUGUGUGCUCAAAAGUAAAUAGGGCAAAGAGAACCAAAAUACACCUACAUUGUCAUUUUUUCCUGUUUCACGUGGUGAAUACUGUCAGUUACUGGGUGAUCAUUGGGAGGCAUGAACUGGAGCAAAGGCAAGGGGUCUCAUCACUGUGCCUUGUGAGUUCAGUUUUUGUCUUCGCUGUAUCCAAAAUGGAUGACCUUGGCGUAGAAGAAUGUAAGAAUGACAUUUUAUAUCCUGUGUAGCUUUGUACAAGAUCGAGUUCCAGUCCCUCAUCCACUGAACCAGUGGAAUGCUGGGAGACAAGUAGAACAUGCUGUUUUCGGCCUUUCUUCCAGCUGUAGGGAAGGGUUGUCCUAGCUUUUAAUCGGCAGUUGAGUUUUUUGUUUGUUUUUCCUGUAUCAGGUUCCAUGAAGGAAUACAGGUAAAUUAAACAGUGUGUUCGAGAUCUACGUUUUGAAGUAGCAUUUUAUAUUACAUGUUUUGCAGUUGUAUACCGUAGAAUGUACUUUGAUCUGUAGAGAAGAUGCACCUGCCCAGUGUAUUGAUCGCAAAUGCACACCUUGAAGACGGUGUGAUUCAUGUUCCUGAUCUUUUGAGGGGGAGUAAAAAGUGAAGCCUUGAUUUGUAAAAAUGAAUGAAAAUUAGAUUUCUACUGUUAUGUUGAUACUAUUUCAGUUUAUAUUGUGAAUAUAUGGAAAAAGGUAUAUUCCCAGUCAGUGCACCUUAUUCAAUUUUUGCUGCAGACAGACUGAUAUACCAGAGGAAAAUGCAAUACCUGAGAGGCCAGGGCAAUUAAGAGUUGUAUUAAUUUUACAGCUUUGAAUUCUAGUAGUCACAACCCUCCCCAUAAAACGUUAUGUGUAUUACAAUUUACAUAUUGCCCUGCUUUUCACCAACUUUGACAAAUAUAUCAAAAAAGAUAUAUUGAAGGUACUAGAUAUAGAUGUAAAUUAUAGCUGGUAUAACUGGAAAUAUUUUUGAAUGCCUUUUAUACAUUUUCUGGGAAAUACUGGGACUAAUAAAUGGGAUCUGGUGAAAA